AAAUACUAAAAAGCAUAAAAAAUGGAUGAAUUAAAAAACUGUUUUGAGCAGUGAGAAAAAGGUCUUGAUAGGUGUAUUGGGUCAAAUGGAGAGGUAUUUAAAAGUGACUGAAGUUUACAUUUAGGAAUAAAUAUACAACUUUUUAUAAAUAAAGUCUGUUUUGGGGGGUCCCCCUCAUAUAGUUUGCUAAAUUACUGUUAUUCAAGUUGGGUCCUUUUAAAUUCUUUCAAAUACCAUGUUACCUAUUAUAGAAUUACAAUAGGGGGAGAAAAACCAUACUAGAUAUUGAUGCAACCUGUAUGCUGCAUUUCAAUUGUAUUAAAAUAAUUAACAGUUGAGCUCUGCUGAAAACAACAUUAUAGAGCUUUAACCCCAUGGAUAUAUACCUAUAAAACGGCCAUGUUCAAAUAAAUAACAAUUGAGAUUUGUGGUGUUUUAGAGAGUUUUAAAGGUGUCUAAUAAUCGCAUGAUGUCCCUUUGGUGGCUCAGAGCAUGUUCUCCAAGGUCCCUCUCUGUGGUCAAGGUUCUGAGAGGUCUAAGAUCCCCUCAAUCCUCCUUGACCUUUUCAGUGCUGUUCUAUUAAAGAAUCUGCAGGAUACCUCUCCCGUUCUUUUCUCUUUCAUACCCUAAUUCCUGAUUUCAGUUGUUAGUGGGAGUCUCAUCACCCUCACAAGUAGUAAUGUUUUGUUUAUCCUGGGUGUUAAAUUCUGUCUAAAAGUGCUUGCAUUACAUUUACAAUGUAUUCUUUGGAUCUUUGGACCCUAUCAUCUGGUUAUGCAACUGUGUGUUUAUCAGUCAGCUCCUGGUUUUUCUAUUUGCUGGAGCAACCUGUGAGACUGACUGGUAUCCCUAGCCGUGCACUUGUGGCUGCACAAGACUUAUUGAUGAAUAUUUCUAUUCAGUUGCAGGCUGCUGAACCCAUUUCCAGGAGUUGUAGACUGGGUCCAUGCCAUGUGAGUAUGCUUGCGAGAAAGGGGGAGGCAGGGAGGUGGUCUGUUCCAGGACCAGUCUUCCCAACCUCCUCACCAUCAAGAUCACUCCUGUUCGAGUGUCCUUAGCCUUUAGGGCUUCAAAAAUUUUGUGCGAUUUGUCUCUUAAGCAACCCAUUUUAGUGCAUAAUUUGUAUUAUCAAUUUAUUGACAAUUUACUGACUUACCAAGUUAUGUGUGACAUCUCUAAUUUUGUACCUUCACUAUUUUCUUCUUUAUUAAACUGUUGUCUGGUCCUUGCAAAUUGCCUCCAAAUAUUUUUAAAUCGAGUUUAUUGUCAUCAAGCAUAAUGUCAAAUGAGUUCAACGCUGGACAAAUCUACACUGAACGCAAAAGGCUGCAGCUGGGAAUGAGCACUCACCAACACAAAAUACAUGCCUCUCUUUCUUUUAUUUAACCCCUCGUUUUCUUCACAGGAUCUGAAUCAGGUGAGAAGUCAAUUAGGUGGGUCAUGUGCAGAUGCAAUCAGCCCCGCUUGCUAGCCCUGUGCAGUGUGGAAAAUGCGCCACACCUGAACAAACGUUGACUUAGUUCUUCUUCUCUUCUGGUUCCGGUAUCGCAGGAUUCUGCACAGGUACUUCCCGAGCCGCGGGCGCGGCCACUUUGUGCUCUCCGCCUCCUAGGCGCCGCCGCAGUGUGCAGAGCGGGGCUGGUGCGCGGCGCCGGCGCACGAGAACGCGCUCCUGAGCUGGCGCAGUUUCGCUGGGCGGUGCCCGCCCCGCAUCCCUCUCCUCCAGGUUCCUACCUAUCGCCGACUGCAGCCCCGGCCCUGCCAUGGGGAAUGUGCCAUCUGCAGUGAAGCACUGUCUCAGCUACCAGCAGCUUCUCCGGGAGCAUCUUUGGAUCGCGGAUUCAGUGACUGGGGUGCUCGACCCCUCACAGGAGUCAUCCCAGUUACCUGGACUUCCUGAGUAUGUAAAAGUAGUAGAAGUUGGACCUAGGGAUGGGUUGCAGAAUGAAAAGGUUAUAGUUCCUACAGAUAUAAAAAUUGAAUUUAUCAACCAACUUUCCCAAACUGGCUUGUCUGUAAUAGAAGUGACCAGCUUUGUGUCUUCUAGAUGGGUACCACAGAUGGCUGAUCACACCGAAGUCAUGAAAGGCAUUCAUCAAUAUCCAGGAGUUAGAUAUCCUGUCCUUACUCCUAAUCUUCAGGGUUUUCACCGUGCUGUUGCUGCUGGAGCCACUGAGAUAUCAGUUUUUGGUGCUGCGUCUGAAUCAUUUAGCAAGAAGAAUAUUAACUGUUCUAUUGAAGAAAGUAUGGAGAAGUUUGAAGAGGUCGUUAAGUCUGCAAGGCACAUGAAUAUUCCAGCACGAGGGUAUGUGUCUUGUGUCCUGGGCUGUCCAUAUGAAGGAAGCAUAACACCGCAAAAAGUGACUGAAGUAUCAAAGAGAUUGUACGGCAUGGGCUGUUACGAGAUCUCCCUGGGAGACACAAUUGGAGUAGGAACUCCAGGAAGCAUGAAGAGAAUGCUGGAAAGUGUCAUGAAGGAAAUCCCACCCAGUGUUCUUGCCGUUCACUGUCAUGACACGUACGGACAGGCCUUAGCCAAUAUCCUCACGGCCCUUCAGAUGGGGAUUAACGUGGUGGACUCUGCAGUAUCAGGAUUAGGUGGCUGCCCCUAUGCGAAAGGUGCCUCUGGAAAUGUAGCCACUGAGGAUUUGAUAUAUAUGCUUAAUGGCCUGGGGCUCAAUACAGGUGUGGACCUUUACAAAGUGAUGGAAGCCGGUAACUUUAUUUGCAAAGCCGUGAAUAAAACCACGAACUCUAAAGUAGCACAAGCCUCCUUCAAUGCUUGACAUGAAUGAAUUUGUGACUUAAGGCUGAGAAGAUCCAUUUCAGCUACAGAUAUUCAUCUAAAAAUCAUUACAGCCAACUUGUCCUGAAAUGUGAAGUAAUAUAGUUGAAAGAAAGAUAUUUUAAAAAGAGUAUAACUGGAUACAUUCUGAAGUCAACAGCAAAUAAGACCAAUUAUCAGGUAAAUUGCAAGCUGAAAUUAAAUAAUAGAAUUUGUUACAUGCCUUUACACAUGGAGAAAGUCUGCUCUUUUGCUUUUAUAGAAAUAACUUUUUAAUUUAGUAGAUGCGAAAUUGACUUUGAAUUUCUCUAAGUAUGAAAUGCAGUGUUAAAUGCCUGAUCGAGCUGCUUUUGCACAGCACACAGUGUGUCGGUCAUUUGUGAGCUCCCGCAUCGUGCGCAAAGUGUGUGGCCUCGCUGUCGUGCAUUGUGCCUCUGCAUCUAACUUCCCAUUUGCCAAGUCAGUUAAAUUAUGGACUAAGCGCCAAAUCUCCAGCCGGCCCUACAUAAUUUUUAGCAAUAGAACUUUUAUAUUUCAAGUAUGACUAACAUCUGUUAACUAUUUCAAUGACUUUAUCUUGUUCCAAGAGGCUGUGGUCAAUGGCAAGACGCCAUAUCCUGGAAACACAUUACGACCUCCCAUGUUUGUUCCAUGCUUCCAGUUUACCAUACUUUUUCUUUCAUCAGCUAUAGUGAAAAACCAGCAUGGUGUUGCUCUACUCUCCAGAAACAAGGCACAACUUUCAUCUUGCUGUCUAAAUUACAGUGGUGAGAAUAGAGAAUAGGGAAUAGAGAAUAGAUUGAUACAUGUACAUAAUACACGCUCGUAAUUUUCAGAUCACUUCCAAAUUGCCUGAGGAAAUGUUACUGAGAUCCUAAGAAUGCUUAUUAAACUGUUUUUUAAUUCAUGAGAUAAACUGUUUUCCACUGAUUGGGGAUAUUUUUAUUAAAUCCCCUCUUUUUUGUUGACUAUUUUAUGGUUAUUUUAAAAUUGAAGUGGCUGGAAUUUUAUCUCUUGUACCAGAAGGAAUUGCCAGAAAUAGCAAAAAUUAAUAUAUCAAGUUGAGAAGAAGAACAGGAGGACUGUGUUAAGAAAAACAUUUCUGUAACCUAUGCAAAUAAUAUGGAGAAGGUAUUAUUACAUGCAGGUCUAAAACAUCAGUUCUAUUAUUUAUGUAGACUUCUCUAGCAAUAUUGGGUGAUCUUAUCUUUGAAUAAAUUUGAAUAUAACUUGAAAUAUAAAUGUGAGCAUUGUGGACUUUCUAUUAAAUAUUCAUUAAAACAUUGAAGUGAAGAGGAAUUCAAUAAAAUAAGAGAAAUACUGUUCAUAACUAAGUUAACUUUAAUGAUGUAUAAUAAGAAUCAUGAGGGAAACAUUAGUAAUUGACAAAACCAAACUAUAUUCCCAUGGAAGAAGCCAACUCAUCCACGUUGCAAUGGCUAAUAGAGCAGGAUCUUGUAAUCCAGAGUACUGAGCAGCUCUUUGCAUGUGGGUUAGUCUUUGGAGGUGGGGGAAGUGCUGGGAACAAACAAAACUGCAGCUCUCUGUGGGUCUGCCUGUUACAGAUCCAUCCCCUAUGCAUCUCCCUUCACAAAAAAACACAUCCCUGUGCCCUGGGGCAGCAUCGGGACACCUGCCCUGAUUGUGCAUAGCAGGAUAUACACAUCUUCUGGGAUGGAGUUUUCCUAUCUCUUACAGAACUGUGAUAAUUUCAGUUUUGAGUUAGUUGGAAAAGCAUCUGUUGACACAAACUACUUAUAGAAGCAGCUAAGGGGAAAACAUUGCUGUUUUGAAAUAAAAAGUAAGACUCCUGAGAGGGCUGAGCAAGGAGUCAGAAGCCUGAGGUGCGGCCCGGCACACUUAUACAGCAGCCAUGUCAGUCUGCCAAUUGAUCAUUUCUGAGAAUAAUUUGAUGCUUUCUAAUCAUAGCUCACCACGAGAAGGUUUGUUUUGGGCAUUUGUUAUAUUUCUCCACCCAAACCACCCAAAGCACUCUGCUAGGUCAAAGAAAGUUUAUUUUCUGUUUUUUUUUGGGGGGGGGGGGAGAUACUUACAUAAUCACAUAAAGCUGCCUGAAUUCUAUAGGCAGAAUCGCCCUAAAGCUAUAUUUCCACAUCUACUAACCUGGUUAGAGUUGGGAGCAGAGUGAGGGUUUAGGAAGAAUGAGAAAGCUUGAAACCCACCCAGAGCAGUAUUAGAAGUUAACUCCAUGAAAGAAAGGUUUCAAGGGGCUGUUAUAUGCCAAACCCAAAUCUACUCUAUCCUCAGGCUGUGUUCAUCACUCUGCUCAUGCCCACUUUUGUGAAGCACUUUUGAUUCCACGGGCACUGCUCUAUCCCAUGUCCUGCUGUCUCUUUAACGGUUUCCUCUUUCUCUCCUUUGUGUUUACCUAUUGAUUCACAAAUAAAAAUGGCCUGGAUCUCACUAGUCAAAAUGCGUUCCAAGGCAAGCACAGUUGUCAUCCCUUGGAACGUUCUGAGAAAUGUAGAAUCUUGGGCUCCACCCCAGAUUGGCCGCUGUGGGAGGCCGCUCUGUGUGGAGUGCGCCCAGCUCCCACUGGGAGAUGCACAGGACCCAUGCCCAUGGAUAGGUUUUCCGGUGGGGAAUCAGGCCUGCAAUGUACCUAGGCCGCUAUGAGUCUUGCUUUUUGCUAAAACUCCCUCACCCUGAAUUGAGGACAUUUACUGCAAAGCAACUUCCUAAAAACCAUGCCAAACCUUCCAAGGAUGAGUGUAACCAGUUCAACUACUUUUGCCUUUUCAUUUGCAAAUAUCCCUCUUCUGUGAUGUGAUUACCAGCAUCCUUUUCUCUGUUUUCUGUAUAAGGUAACCACCUAAAGUGAGACUGUGCAUAGUUAAUGAGGACCUUGUUGUAUUGUGCCCAGUAAGACAAUAAAAGCCCACUGGAGCCAAGGCCAAGGUUUUUGCUCCCCUUGAGAGAAAAGCCAUACAGUCCCAUUUCCUCCACCAGAUUUGGUAAUCCGUGUGAAUGUCUCAUAUUCAUCCAUAACGACGUGGACCCCACGAGCCAGGGUCCGCAUCAGGCCACAUCACACUGUGCAUUUUUAACAUAUCCAGGCAGGACACGUAUGCUUGUUAAAGGUCUGAAAAGCACUUGCCUGUCGGACACAUUUCCUCUUGGGUAUCUAAUGGGAACCUGAAGCCUCCUGUAUUCAGAAUGCCUUGUUCCACUUUCCCUUCCUGUGUUGUGCUCUAGCCCACAGUCUUUUUCUCUUCUCCCGGUAAUCUCACAAAAAAAAUUUUUUUUAAUGUGACUUUUUCUCCUUUCUUUCCUUUUGAUUCAGACUGGCCUCCUUUAGCACUCUGACUCACUUGCCUCCCUCUUUCCUGUCACAUCCACUCCCUUCCUCAUUAAGCCCUCAGGGCAACCAGGUUCUGCUUACCAUCAAGUAGCCUUUGGAAUAAAGCCUUGGGUCUGUUGACCACAGAAAUCGAGUUGCUGUCAAACUAAAGGUAACAUCUAGGCCUCAGUUUUGUCUCAGCUCCAGGCCCAGAAAAUCUGAACCACUACACCAACCAGACCCUUGUGAAACCAGACAGAAGGACAUGUGGCUGCCAUCGGGACCAUAUACAAUGACCAACCAGCCUCUGGCCUGGCUCCCAUCAGUCAGUAGAGACCACAGCCCUAACUCCCUCAGUCACCAUGAUUAAUGGUUUUCCUCCUGUGUGACCUGUCCCUUAGGAGUCACCAGGGAGCCAGGUCUUAGAGUAAGAGCUCACCUGCGACUCCAGGCUUGGUGCCAUUUUCUUAAAUAAACCUUUACUUUCUUUGAGGCAAACUCCUGUUCUUUUGAUUGGGCUUUGAUGUGUGGAGGAGAAUGAACCCCUUUAGUUCAGAAACAGAACAAGUCAGUUUCAGACCCACCUUUAGGUCCUUGACCUUAGUUCUUCUCUCUGCCUGUAAUGCUCUUGGCCUGAACAUGACUGGCUACUUCUUGUCAUUUGGGUCGCAGCCUGAAUAUCACCUCCUAAGUGAGUCUUUCUGGACAAUUCAGUCUAAAGUAAGACCCCAGUCUUCUGUGUCCUCUCAUAUCAAUCUGUUUAAUUUUUAUUUUUUGUUAUUUUUUUAAAGUUUUUAUGUAUUUAUUUUUAGAGAGAGGGAAAAGGAGGGAGAGAAGUAGUGAUCAGUUGCCUCUAGCAUGCCCCCAGGCGGGGACCCAGACUGCAACCCAGACAUGUGUCCUGACUGGGAUCAAACCCACAACCUCUUGCUCUGUAGGCCGGCACUCAAUCUACUGAGCCACAGCAGCCAGGGCUAAUUUUUAUUUUUAUUAUAGAACUAUUAAUCCAUAUUUGUUUUCUUUAGUUGUUUAUUUUCUUUCUUUCCCCAACAGAAGACAUGAUUCAUGAAAGGGAUUUUUAUCUGUUUCAUUUUUACUUCGUUAGUGCCCUGAACAUAAUGCUUGGUCUGGCACAAUAGCUGUCUAAUAAAUGUUAGAAGAAAAAUAGAAAUAGAAACGAGUUUAAUUCAAGUAUGUGGGAUUUUUUUAAAUUCCACUUGAAUUCUUUUUAAUAUACUUUUUAAAAUACCCUGAAAUCUUGAUAGUUUUUUAACAUUUAUUUGUUUUACAACAGUUUGGUAGCAAUACUUCCAGAAAAUUCUUAAAACCUAUAUUAAAUAAUUGAACUAGGGACAGAAACAUGAAUCAAAAAAAGUUAAAUGUUAGAGAAACUAAAAUUGUCAGGCAAACUAAUAAUCAUUUAAUCAGGAAUCUAACCAUCAGAGCUGGUAUAGAAGGUUAACAAUAUUAAUAAUAAAAUCUUCCUGAGAUGGAAAGCAUGCAUUAGCCCACUGUGACAUGCCACCAAGGAGAGCAAGGCUGUUACAGCAGCUGUCUGUGUGAUUAAGAGACAUAAAAAUUUCAUAAUGAUUUGAUACCAAGGCCUAAUUAAUUUGGUAUUCCCUUAGUAGUUAUCAUCUAUACUUGUUUCAGAAUCAGGUCUUAGGAUAGAUAUAACCCUCAAUUCUCAAUGCCUAACACAUAACAGCAAACUUUCUCUCUGUUUUCUCAAUUCAGGCUGCACAUAUGAUUCAUCAUAUGUGCCUAACAAUAUUAAUAAUACUGAUUAACAAUACUGAUGCCUAACCUUCAGCUACAGAGAUCUGAUUUAAUUGGUCUGGAGAGGACCUUCAAACAUCAGUAUUAAAAAAAAAAGUGUGUAUAUAAAGCAGUCUUGUGUGAAACCAGAGUUUAAAAAUCUCCACUCUAGAGCAAGGGUUUUUAAAGUAUGGUCCUAGGACCAGCAGGAUCAGCAAUAUGGUCCACUUUUUCUAGGAGUUUUAUCCAGAUGAAUCUGGGUUUUCUGAGAGUCAGCUCACAAAACACAUGUCAUUAAUGUGCAUCUACUCCAGAGAUGAGGAUAAGCAAUGAAAUACCAAUUCAUUAGAACACAAUGAGAAUUCACUAGAAAUACAAAUUCUUGGGCCCGAACUCAGAUCUACUGAAUUAGAACUUCUAGGUUGAGGCCCAGCAACCUGUGGUUUUGCCGGCCUUCCCGGUGAUUGUCAGGGACCCUCAAGUUUGAGAAUACUGUUCUAGUGUGCAUUGCCUUCCCAGUGAGUCACUGCUCUUGGAAUGGGGUGGGGAGACAAAUGGGCAAGAGUCAGUUCUUUGAAUGUUCUGCAUUCGUACAACAAAGCAUCAUUUCAAAUCAAUACUCACAAUGAUCCAAAUGACCAUAUCAUUUCACAUUCCAAGGGCUUACUAGGGAGAAAUGGCGUUAUAAAAGCAAAUGUCAACACCCCCUGACACAUUCCUCCCGUGGACUCUGUUUCCCACUCCACAUGAUGGAAGAGCCGUGUGAACGGGCUUAUCAUCAUCGUCUCUCUAGGAGACGUGGAUCUCAGAUCAGCUCCACUAGCUCCCUAUAUAUGAUAUCCGUCAAAGCUUAUUGUAAGUGUAAAAGAAAAUUAAAGUGAAUACUAGGGAACACUUGAGAUAGCCAUAAUGGAAGAUUAAAAAUAAUAUAUCAAUUGAGGCAAAGAGACAUUGUCACUGAACUACAUUGUCCCAGUGAGAGAAGAGGUUUAAUGGACUUAAGUGCAUGUCCAUCAGUCUUGAGUGUGUUCUUGGCACCACUGGAUGUAUUACUCAGUGGCUAUACCGCCUUGGUCAAUUUGUCUUGAAACUCCACUUCAAGCCUCACUUCCUUCACCAAUAAAACUUGGAUCAUAAUGGCCCUUAUUUAUACAGCUGUUAGGAGGAUUUCAUGAAAUAAUGCUUACAAGUGUUUGGCAAAGUGCCUGGUACUUAGUAAAUGGUCAAUAAAUGUUAACUAUCAUCAUUUUUAUUAUCCCUUUCUGUGGCACCACCUUGGACUGAAAUUUUUCCUCCAUUAUGAGUUGUUUAACCUUCAAGGAGGCUCUCAUAAAAGAUCAUCCUUCACCCUGCUCCAUGUAAAGAGGGCAUUAUCUUAAAGAGCCUGUCAUGAUCCCUUAAGGACAGAUUACCAUCAAACCCCAAAACCAUGUGAUAUUAAACUGACACCAAAGUACCAUGCUUUACUUACUAUACUGUAUCAAUGAACUGUGCAUUCUGAACUAAUUCUUUUAUUUCUUGUAACUGUAGUUACGAGUUGGGACUAAGACUUUUAUUGAAUAAACCUGUUUAAAAA
Molecule: messenger RNA, 9420 nt
Organism: Phyllostomus discolor (pale spear-nosed bat)
Lineage: Eukaryota; Metazoa; Chordata; Mammalia; Chiroptera; Phyllostomidae
Gene: HMGCLL1
Product: 3-hydroxymethyl-3-methylglutaryl-CoA lyase like 1
Exons: 9
Coding region: 1764-2786 (340 amino acids)
Biological process (GO): ketone body biosynthetic process; L-leucine catabolic process
Cellular component (GO): endoplasmic reticulum; cytosol
Molecular function (GO): hydroxymethylglutaryl-CoA lyase activity
Source: RefSeq, a predicted model, not a curated record